This is a messenger RNA of Nomascus leucogenys (northern white-cheeked gibbon), 4060 nucleotides long. It is a transcript of the gene LRIG2, whose product is annotated as leucine rich repeats and immunoglobulin like domains 2. Gene Ontology annotation, molecular function: protein binding. The record is from RefSeq and is a predicted model, not a curated record. NCBI's taxonomy places the organism in Eukaryota, Metazoa, Chordata, Mammalia, Primates, Hylobatidae.
GUGAGGACGUUGCGCCGUGGGGCGGGGCGGACGAGCGGUGUCCAUCAGGCCGUGUGUCCCAGGCCGUCGCCCCCGCUGUGGCGCUACAUCUGCUCCUUGCAUGCCUUUAGAUGGUACAGCCCUCAGCCGGGGCUUCGGGAGACAGCGCAGCCGCCGAGCAUCUCUGCUGAGCUUCUCCGCCGAUCCUCCUUUUCUAGCAGGCAGCUCUUCUAGGCCACGUCCAGAUCGAGGGGGAAAAUGGCGCCGGCGCCCCUAGGCGUCCCAGAGGAGCAGUUGCUGGGGUGUCGAUCUGGAUUGCUUUCUCGGUUACUCUUCAUUGCCCAGACCGCUCUCCUCCUGUUGCCCGCCGCCGGAGCAGGUCUCUGCCCCGCGCCCUGCUCCUGCCGCAUUCCUCUCCUGGACUGCAGUCGCAGGAAAUUGCCCGCACCGAGCUGGAGGGCGCUAUCGGGCCUGCUGCCCCCCGACACUGCUAUCCUGGAUUUGAGUCAUAAUCGGUUGUCUGACUGGAACAUCAGCUUGGAAUUACAAACAUUACAGGAAGUGAAAAUGAAUUACAAUGAACUAACAGAAAUCCCGUAUUUUGGAGAACCAACAUCUAAUAUUACUCUACUUUCAUUAGUCCAUAAUAUAAUCCCAGAAAUAAAUGCACAGGCGCUCCAGUUUUACCCUGCUCUGGAGAGUUUAGACCUCAGCUCAAAUAUAAUAUCGGAAAUCAAGACGUCUUCAUUUCCUCGCAUGCAGCUUAAAUACCUGAAUUUAAGUAAUAACAGAAUAACCACCUUGGAGGCUGGUUGCUUCGAUAAUUUAUCGAGUUCCUUAUUAGUGGUAAAGUUAAACCGUAACCGAAUUAGCAUGAUUCCACCUAAGAUCUUCAAGCUGCCUCACCUCCAAUUCUUGGAACUUAAAAGAAACAGAAUUAAAAUUGUGGAAGGUCUUACAUUCCAAGGGCUCGACUCCUUAAGAUCUUUGAAAAUGCAGCGGAAUGGAAUUAGCAAACUUAAGGAUGGAGCAUUUUUUGGCUUGAAUAACAUGGAAGAACUAGAACUGGAACACAACAACCUUACACGAGUGAACAAGGGGUGGUUGUAUGGCUUGCGAAUGUUACAGCAGCUCUAUGUGAGCCAGAAUGCCAUUGAAAGAAUCAGCCCUGAUGCAUGGGAGUUCUGCCAAAGACUAUCCGAACUUGAUUUGUCCUAUAACCAGCUGACCCGCCUGGAUGAAUCUGCCUUUGUGGGUCUGAGCUUAUUGGAGAGAUUGAAUUUAGGAGACAACAGAGUCACUCAUAUUGCUGAUGGCGUAUUUAGAUUUCUUUCCAAUCUUCAGACAUUAGACUUAAGAAACAAUGAAAUUUCAUGGGCCAUAGAAGAUGCUAGUGAAGCCUUUGCUGGACUCACAAGUCUCACUAAAUUAAUCUUACAAGGAAACCAGAUUAAGUCAAUUACAAAGAAAGCAUUCAUUGGUCUUGAAUCCCUUGAGCAUCUAGAUUUGAACAAUAAUGCUAUAAUGUCUAUCCAAGAAAAUGCUUUUUCUCAGACUCAUUUGAAAGAACUGAUUCUGAACACAAGCAGUUUGCUCUGUGACUGCCAUUUGAAGUGGCUACUUCAAUGGUUGGUUGAUAAUAACUUUCAACAUUCUGUGAAUGUAAGCUGUGCACACCCUGAAUGGCUAGCAGGACAAAGCAUCCUGAAUGUGGAUCUGAAAGAUUUUGUCUGUGAUGAUUUUCUUAAGCCACAGAUAAGGACACAUCCUGAAACCAUAAUUGCUCUAAGAGGCAUGAAUGUGACUCUGACGUGCACUGCAGUGAGCAGCAGUGAUUCACCCAUGUCCACUGUGUGGCGCAAAGACAGUGAAGUCCUGUAUGACGUGGAUAUUGAGAAUUUUGUUCGUUAUCGGCAGCAAGCUGGAGAAGCUCUGGAAUAUACUAGUAUCUUACAUCUUUUCAAUGUGAAUUUCACAGAGGAAGGAAAAUAUCAGUGUAUUGUUACUAAUCACUUUGGUUCUAAUUAUUCUCAGAAAGCCAAACUGACUGUAAAUGAGAUGCCAUCUUUUCUGAAAACGCCAAUGGAUCUGACUAUUCGCACUGGUGCCAUGGCCAGAUUAGAAUGUGCUGCAGAGGGACACCCUGCACCUCAGAUUUCCUGGCAGAAAGAUGGUGGUACUGACUUUCCUGCGGCUCGAGAAAGACGCAUGCACGUCAUGCCCGAGGAUGACGUCUUCUUUAUUGCCAAUGUGAAAAUAGAAGAUAUGGGAAUCUAUAGCUGCAUGGCACAAAAUACAGCAGGAGGUCUCUCAGCAAAUGCUUCCCUAACAGUGUUAGAGACACCCUCAUUUAUUAGACCCCUGGAGGAUAAGACAGUAACCCGAGGUGAAACUGCGGUGUUACAGUGCAUAGCUGGAGGGAGUCCUGCCCCUCGUCUCAACUGGACUAAAGAUGAUGGGCCUUUGCUGGUGACAGAACGACAUUUCUUUGCUGCAGCCAAUCAGCUUCUCAUCAUUGUAGAUGCCGGGCUAGAAGAUGCUGGGAAAUAUACCUGCAUUAUGUCUAACACCCUUGGGACAGAACGUGGCCACAUUUACCUAAAUGUCAUUUCAUCCCCCAACUGUGACUCUUCCCAGAGUAGCAUUGGGCAUGAAGAUGAUGGCUGGACCACAGUUGGCAUUGUCAUCAUUGUUGUGGUCUGCUGUGUUGUUGGCACUUCUUUGAUCUGGGUCAUUGUUAUUUACCACAUGAGAAGGAAAAAUGAAGACUAUAGUAUCACAAACACAGAGGAGCUCAAUCUGCCUGCAGACAUUCCCAGCUACUUGUCUUCCCAAGGAACGCUGUCUGAGCCACAGGAAGGCUACAGCAACUCUGAGGCAGGCAGUCAUCAGCAACUUAUGCCUCCUGCCAAUGGAUAUAUACACAAAGGCACUGAUGGUGGCACUGGUACCCGGGUGAUUUGCUCAGAUUGUUAUGACAAUGCCAACAUCUACUCCAGGACCCGAGAAUACUGUCCAUACACCUAUAUUGCUGAGGAGGACGUUCUUGAUCAGACACUGUCCAGCCUCAUGGUCCAAAUGCCUAAAGAGACAUAUUUAGCACAUCCUGCCCAGGAUACUACUGCCCUAGAGAGCCUGAUAUCGUCAGCCAACAGAGAGCCAUCUGCCUUUCCCACCAACCAUGAGAGGAUAAGUGAGAAGAAACUUCCCUCCACACAGAUGAGCGGUGAAGCAUUGCAGUGGCCCGUGUGGAACAUAAACAGAGAACUAGGCCUGCCUCAUCCUCCUUUUUCCCAGCAGCCAGUCCAUGAGUCACCACAACUUCAUCAAAAUGAGGGCCUGGCAGGGAGAGAGCCAGACUGUUCCGCUUCUUCCAUGUCCUGCCACAGGUUACAGGAUCAUGCUUUUGAUUUUAGUAGGACUCGGAACAUUCAAGAUGGUAGUGAGGGCACAUGAAACUCACUUCAGGAUGAAAUCUGGGCAGAGACUCAUUAAUUUUGCAUUUACUACCUCAGAGCUCAGAAGAAACUCCGAAGUCAGCAUUUGCUUUACUCUUUCUUUAUGAUUACAUCUGACUGCACCAAGGUGGGCCAUGCGUUGUUUGGUCUUAUACCUGAUGAAGAAAUGGCAACAGCUGACAGAAAUGGGCACAGCUCAUCAAAAAUGUGCAGCACCGGCAGAGGGAAGAUACGGGGCAAAUGUGCUUCCUGAUGGUUCCAUGGGGAUGUGCCCUGGUGUGCAUCUGCCUGUCAGGAAGAGUCACAUUGCUGCUUAACAUCCUGGAUUGCCCUAGUCUUCAGAAUGGUCCUGAGAAAACAUCACUACUUUGAUGUUCUACUUUGCCUUCCAAGGAGCAAAAAUAACUCUGGAGCCUUCUGGGAAGUGUGCCUGGGAUUCUUCAGUGGUUUCAGGCAGAUAGUUGAGACUGGGGCUUUGAUAUUCAAGGUCUUUGGCAAGAAUCCCAAGCUUGACCAACUGGUACCAGGUCAAAGGUUUUUUAUUCUUGUGAAUUUUUUUUUUUUGUCCCGGGAUGUCAUUGUAAAUAUAUGUGCAUUUAUAAAUAAUUUUUGUAUUCAUUGAC